AUGAAGCUCCCAAUUUCCCUGUCAGGGAAAGCAAAGGAGGUAAAUAUUAACAACCAAACCUUUGUCUUUCAUCAUGAGGGAGAAAAUGCUCCAAACUUUCAAGAUUGCUAUGAGCUUGGUGCCAAGCUUCGUCCCUUUCGGGAUGUCUACAAGUGCACUCAUAAGGCAUCCAAGGAACAGCGUUCAGUCAAAAUUCUUGGGAAAAUGACCAUUGAUAAGGAGACCUUUCUGGGAAAGCUUGCAAUCCUCAAGAAAAUGGACCAUCCAAACCUGGUUCAUGUCUUGGAAUCCUACGAAGAUGACAUCAACUACUUUGUUGUUGGUGAGAAUAUGGCCCAUGAUAGUCUCUAUGAUUCCAUCUCAAAGAAACGGGAAGCUGGUGAGGCUUUUGGGAAGCCACAUGUGGCUCAGAUCUUGCUAACUCUGUUGGAAUGCAUGAUCUACUGCCAUUCGAAUAACAUCGUCCACGGCAAUAUCCAACCCAAGAACAUUCUAAUUCCUGAAGGCUCGGGCUUUGAUAAGCUACUUGUGGUCAAUUUUUUUGAUUCUUCCGUCAGCAUUGGAAGGACUGGAUCAAAAGGUGCCAAGGCUGUGGCCGGAGACAGCAGUGACGAGGAGGAUAAUGCUGCGGAUGUGGGGCGCAUCGCUAAGAAAAAGACUCGGUUUGCUGCACCAGAAGCCAGUGCAAAUGGAGGUACCAGCACCAAGUCUGAUAUUUGGUCCUGUGGUGUGAUUGGAUUUCAUCUCCUGACUGGGAAAUAUCCUUUUGAAAAGCCCUCAGAUAGCAGCAAGGCAAUUUAUCACAAGGCGUUGAAGCGUCUUGAACCAGAGGCACAAGAAUUGCUGAAGGAGUUGCUUACCUACAAUCCUCCUGAUCGUCCGACUGCCGCGGAAGCGUACGAUGCUGACUGGUUGGCUGUGGCCAAGUCAGUGGAAGCCAAGGUUGAUUCGGCCAUGCAGGAUGAAGUCAUGAAAUCACUGAGCCAGUUUAGCAAAAAGGACAAGCUCCAGCAGGCAGUCAGUGCCUUCAUUGCCACCCAUCUUUUGGCCAAGAUUGACAAAGAAAAAUGGGAUGAGAUCUAUAGGCACAGCGACCGUAACAGCGAUGGUGUCAUUUCUAAAAAGGAGCUACUGGAUGGGUUUGCCAAAGCUGGGAUCCGUAUCCCACGCAAUGAGAUGGAUGAGCUCUUUGUGCGGUUGGAUAUGGAUGGAAAUGGCGUGGUUGAUUACAGUGAAUUCUUGGCUUUGCAAGGUGACCUUGUUUGCCAACGGGACAAGUUGCAAGCAGCCUUUGAUGCCUUUGAUACGGAUGGAAAUGGGUACAUUGAAAAAGAAGACUUGCAGGUUAUUUUCCACAGCCCAGGAGAAAAGGUUAUCUCAAAGGCCACGGCUAAAGCCAUGCUCAAGAGUGCAGACCAGGAUGGGGAUGGUCGACUGUCAUUUGAAGAGUUUGUGGAUAUGAUGGUGAAACAGUAA
Molecule: messenger RNA, 1476 nt
Organism: Seminavis robusta
Lineage: Eukaryota; Bacillariophyta; Bacillariophyceae; Naviculales; Naviculaceae
Source: the annotation of a GenBank genome assembly